Symbiodinium pilosum is the source of this 186-nucleotide messenger RNA. NCBI's taxonomy places the organism in Eukaryota, Dinophyceae, Suessiales, Symbiodiniaceae. The record is from the annotation of a GenBank genome assembly.
AUGCCCUGCUGGGGUGGUGACAGCGUUGGUGUACCUCUCCAUUGCACAGGACAGAGAUUGGAAGUACCGGCUUCUGCACCGGGCCACGUACAUGCUGUAUGCAACACCUGGGCUGAUGUCCAAAAUGGAAUCUGGCCGCUGGCCGAUGUCCGACAGGUUGAUCAGAACAAUGUACCACAACUCUGA